CCUAGUGAAAAUAAACAGUUUGUAAUGUCAGGCAUCUUUAAGCAUGUUUGAAAUAAUGUGUGCUUCUUUUUAUUUAAGGGGAAAUCCACACCUGAUCUGUGUGUGUUGUCGGGAAAACCUCUCCUUGUCCUUCAGGUUUCCUCACACACCUGUGAUUGUGAAAGGGGCGGAGAUUUCUCUGAACUCCCCUUUACAUUCUCACUGCUUCUCAGUUCUGAUUUCACUUUUGCUGUGUUUAUGCCUGCACUGGACUUGUUUCUUUUUAUUGUAGUUAGUAUUUUUUUUUUUUUUUUUAUAGUUUUUUUCUUUAAUAACAUCUCAGUUUAUAUGUUUGGCAAAUAAUCUGAAUUAGGAAAUUCAACAUGGCUGAGAGUGUCCUAAAUACUCCGGACCUGAAGGAUCUUGAGGAAGAAGAAUUAUGGGAUCUUAUCAAUGAUAACCGUCAUGCCAUCUCUCUUGGCGUCCGUCCCUGUGUUCUCAUCCCUUACCUGCGACAGGCACGGGUCCUCACAGACUUGGAUGAGGAUGAGAUUCUCACCUGUCUCAAUUUUACCAACCGUGGCAUGAAGACAAGUCACAUGCUUGACUUGUUACAUGUACAGGGUCAUAAUGGUGCAAUGGCUCUGCUUGAAAGUCUGAUGAUUCAUUACCCUACUCUCUACACACGGAUCACCGGCCGCGAGCCCAGCAUUGAGCCUUCAGGCUUCAGCGGCCUGAUAAAUUAUAAUGAGUUGACAGAGUACCUGGUUCAUGCAGUGAGCAGUAUGCAGACAGAGCUACAAGUGGCACGGCACGAGGCUUUGCGGCUGCAAGGCAGAUGUUGUCAGCUGGAGGGGAAACUAGAACAGGCCCAACAAAAUAAUGAAGAGCUCAGCCAGAUGCAGGGAGAGCAUGCACGACUGCGCAGUCACCUGGAUGAUUUAAACAGGGAACUGCUGAAACUGAAGGAUGAGAAGUGUGAUAUCUAUGUCAGAUAUACCACAGCUCUUGAGGAGAAGUCUGCAACUAUUGUACGCAACAGAGACCUGCAACUGGAGAUUUCCCAGCUGCAGCAUGAGUUAAAGAAGGCAAGGAAAGAGACAGACUUUGAGAGGCAGCGUUCCUUGAAGAAUCCCACUGACACACAGAAGCUCAAAGAUGAGCUCAGCGCUGUACGAGCAAAGUUACUGGAGACUGAGACACUGUUCCCAGUACAGCAAGAUAUCCUAGUCCAUGAUUUAAAGGAGGUUGAGAACAGACGUUCAGAACUUGCUGAGGAAGUCAGCAGGCUGAGUGAGGAGAAUAUACGACUCCAGCAAGAGAAAGAGGAGCUACUAGAAGGGAAGGACUGUUUAGCCCUGGAGGUGGAGAAGUUGACUGUGGACUGUGAGAUGUAUCAGCACAGGAGUACCCUGUUCCAUAGUCAGCUAGAAGAGAUUCAGGCAGAGAGAGACAGGGCAUAUUUGUCCCGAGAUGGGGCCCAGGCUCAGAUUGCACGUAGUCUCGCAGAAAAGGAUGUGCUGAGAGGCCAACUCAUGGAGCUACAGGCGAGAGUUUUCGUCAUGAAUGCCUGUAGCAAGCAAAGAGAAAGAAGAGAAAAAUCAAGGGACAGGAAGCUCAGUUGUGAUAGCAGCAGAGGUUCUUGCAGUGAGUUCCCUCCAUCCAGUCCCCCAGCCAGAAGACAGCUAUGCCGCUUGAAUGCAAUUCUUCCUGAGAGUUUCAACUCUUUUGAUGCCUGUGAGUUCAAUGAUGAAGCAAUCUGUAGCAUCAGUUCCAAUCAAGUGGAGCCCCCCUGUUCUGAAUCUCUCCGCAGACGAGGCUUUGCCUCCAGAAGUGACGUAGAAGACAUUUACAGCAGUCAGGAUUCCCUCAGCUUUGACCAUGAUUAUGUUUUCAUUUCUAAAGGAGAUAGUUUUGAUGAGUCAAAAUCACCACUUCCCUGUUCUACUAGCAGAAGGAGCCCAAAUGACAGUGUCUUAAGAGCAUCAGCUCCACCCUUCCUAAUGCGCUCCAGACCUCAGGCCCUGCGGAUCAUUGGUCGUGUACUCACUGUGUUUUUCCAGGGAGAAAUGCUGUUGAAUCAAAUACAGGUCAUUGGGGGCAAUAAGACCGGUGUGUUUGUGCAUCAUGUGACAGAAGGAUCAUCUGCUCAUAACACAGGCAUCAGCCCUGGAUCUCAGAUACUUCAGCUAAGGUAUGAGCGGGAACAAAGAGCUGUAAUAAUGGUUAUAGAAGACACUACUUUGGAAGAGGCCCUGUGGGCCUUGGGGCAAGUCCAGGGACCAUGCAACAUUACACUGAGACCCAGCCAAGAUGCUUAUGAGAACCUGCUGCAGCAGCUAAAGAAUGGUGAGGUGAUGUCGGGUGAUUCCUUCUACAUCCGUGUAAACAUGACAAUGCCAGGGGAUGCAGCUGGGACUCUCGCAGUCAAGUGUAAUGACAUUGUCCAUGUGACAGACACUCACCAUUCCAAUGAUGGCUCCUGGUGGGCCAGUCACGUGCACCCUUGUCACUUGGAAGACCUGAAGAGUGGGGCUCUGCCCAAUUACUACAGAGCACAGCGGCUCUUAAUCAGGACUCUAGAGGAUAUGACUUACCCUCGAAAAGCACAAAGAAAGGGGAAAACUUUAGCUCAUGAGAAGCAGAGAGCAGCGAGGAUCGUCAUCACUGGUCAGCAAAGUAGAAACCCACUGUGGGUCAGUGUGGAGGAUGACAACAACACAGCACAGGACAGUGAUGGCUGUGUGCCCAGCAGAUGUGUGACCCUAAUGCCCUACACCCUGGUCUCACCUCGUUUCCCACCCAUCUGCCGACCAGUCCUCCUCCUUCCCACGUUGCUUGGCCGUGUCUUGCACAAACGGUUGGCAGAACAGGAAGGUUAUCAGUUCUGUGAGCCAGAGUUGCUGAUGGCGAGUGAGCAUGCCAUUCAAAUGCAGAAGGGGGAGAUUCUUGAAGAGUGUGACUCAAAAACACACCUUUGCUAUACGUUGCAGGGAGUGGAGAAGAUCAUGAAGCGGGGCACUCACUGUGUGUUACCGCUGGGUUUGGACUGUGUGCGUCGUCUCCACCGUGCCGAAAUCUUCCCCAUCAUCAUCUACAUCAUGUCUACAGAGAGGAGUCUCCGCAGAUUGAGACACAAACUACGACAGAAUGUUUUGACCGAGUCCCAGGUGCUGGAGUGUUCUUGCAGUGAGGAGCCCCUUCUGGAUAAACUGCCCUGCCUUUACCAGAGCAUUCCACCAGAGAGCUGGCAUGACAGCGCCACCCUAAUUGACACUCUGAAAAUGGUGGCGUCAGAGGAGCAGCAAAAGAUUGUGUGGGUCGAGUCAGAUACCUGGUGAAAGAAUAAUGGGAAUGAGAGCGUAAAUUCAAAAUCCUCCUCACCACAAUUAGAGUAUUAAGGCCAAUUCAUACUUUGUUGAACGUACAUUGUAGACACAGUUUAGUUAUGCUGUUUAUGAUGUAGCCUGAUGUGCACCUCUCCAGAAGUUCUAUGAUAGGUCUUCUUUAUAACCAAAGACCUUCACCCGGGAUGAUUUAAAAAAAAAAUAUCUGCAGUAGUUUCACAUCCACUGGGAAUGAAUAAUAUAGAUCCUGACUGAUUAAAGCUUCAAAUGAAAGCAGUGAGGCUGAUUACACAAAUAGCAGGCUGGACAGAGAUGAUCAUAAAUCAUAAAUGAAUUUAAUGAUCCAAAACUUCCAUAUUCACACAACAUUGUUUGUCCAUACAACAAUAUUGAUUAUAACAUGAUUAGAAGAGAAUUCCACUAAACAUUUAUGACCCAAUGCAGAGAGGUCCAAAGAGGAAAUAUAAUGGGCCUUUUAGUUAAAAGGUUUAUAGGAUAGAGGUUUGCUACAAAGUUGUACACUACCGCUCAAAAGUUUGAGGUCAGUAGAUAUUGAAAGUAUACCUUUAUUCAGUUAACAUGACUUACAUUGUUACAAAAAAAUAUAUUUCAGACAAAUGCGGUUUUAAACUUUCUAUUCAUCCAUUUUUAAAUAAAGUAUUACCAUAUCCCUUAGAGUAUUAUGCAGAACAACUGUUUUAAAUAUAAAUAAUAAUAAAAACAUUUUUUUACUUGAGGACCAAAUCAAUAUAUCAGAAUAAUUUCUAGAUCAUGUCACACUUAUGACUACAAGACUGCAGUGCAUGGCUCUUGAAAAUUCUGCUUUGCCAUCACAGGAAUAAAUUACAUUUUAAAAUAUUUUUAAAUUAUAAUAUUAUUUCAUAAUAAUACUGUUUUACUGUAUUUUUCAUCCAUUAGAUGUUUUGAGACUUUUGAAUCAUAGUGUGUAGUAUAUAUAAAAAGUAAUGUUGCAACAUUCACAGAUAAGGCAUUUUGUCCUAAGUGCUGGACCCUAAGGGUUCUGAGACUAUCAUUCAGUAUAUGUGCCAGGACUUAAAGGAGUUUCUUUUUUUUUUCUUUAUCUAAAUAUUAAAGUAUUGCUUAGAAAUGGGUAUACAAGGUGCUUUAUUGGGACUUGUUUUUAAGAUGCAUGCUAUCUUUAUUUAUAACUAUAGUCUUAAUGCUCUAUAAUACUGAUCCACUAUUUUAAAUGCACAACAGAUAAAUAUUAAAUCAGAUUUCACUGACCAUCUGUGUAUAAAACCAUCAGUGGAAUUUGUUUACAACGAAUCAGCUACCUAAGUUACAUUAAGUAGCAACAGAGCACAAAAUCCAGUUGAUAUUAUACUUAAAAGUGUUAUUUACCCCAGGCUCACAAACAGAGGUUAUUGUUUAAGUUAGGGAAAUAUGCAAAUGAUAAAUACGUCAUUACUGCACAGAAAUCCAAAAAAUGAGGAUAUAGAGCACUGCCAGAGCAUUUUCCCCUCAGACCUUAUAUCUAAUCUCAGCCGCCCCACAUGCACUCCACCACACUAAACUAUGUUAUACAUUAUGAAUUGUUUUUACUCAGGUUGAAAUGCAUUGUUUUUGCAAAAAAAAAAAAAAAAAAAAGUCAACAGUUUUCACUGUUUGAAAACUGACAGUUUAGAACUGAGAGCAAGUAACUAUUGAAUAGUGAUUUAUAGAUAAUACACAUUACAAUGUUAAUGUUCUCUUUUAUAUUUGUAUAUUCUGUUUCAUUACAAACUGUAAACUGUAUACCAUGUGUACAAUUCUGUUGUAGAGUAUAUCUCUGUGAUUAUGUAAACGUUUUUAUUUUUCUUCUCUGAUGUGUACUGAUCUACACAAAACACUUUGUCUCUUGAUCAAAGGAUGAAUGUUGAACAGGAACCAUACUUUCAUAACAUACUGUACAGCAAAA
This is a messenger RNA of Cyprinus carpio (common carp), 5247 nucleotides long. It is a transcript of the gene card14, whose product is annotated as caspase recruitment domain family, member 14. Gene Ontology annotation, molecular function: protein binding. Gene Ontology annotation, biological process: regulation of apoptotic process. The record is from RefSeq and is a predicted model, not a curated record. NCBI's taxonomy places the organism in Eukaryota, Metazoa, Chordata, Actinopteri, Cypriniformes, Cyprinidae.